AUGUAUCGUCCUCGGAUGCGCGAACAGGUCGACGAAGACGCGGAAACGCAGGACCCAUUCAACUGCUUUGAAGAGUAAGUUAUUUUAUAAACACAUGCACCUGGUUUAAUGCAGACUCCCAGAAUUUUUGUCCGAAAUAAUUGUAGCUGUUUCUGUGUUUCAUAUUUACUAGUAACUUCAACGCGUUUUAUGAAGAGCAAACAUCCAACAGAAUUCAAAAUUGUCAGCUGUCUAUUACCAGUGGUAAGUACAUAUAAAGUUGAUUUGUUGUUGAUACUCUAUCACUUUUAAUAAUGGUUGUUUCCUUUAAUUUGUAGGGUCUCGGAGAAAUGAUGCGACACCGACACGAGACUCAUCUGGUGUGUCAGGUAUCUAUUUUUUAUAACAUUUAUUUUUCAAACAAUUCUAGCACUUGCUUUAUAUUCAGUAAAUUCAACUUGAAACAAAGUUUUAAGUUGAAAAAUUUAAAUAAAUUGAAUAAUUUCCGCAAUAUUUCAUCCUUCCUGAUCCUGACCCUGACCCCGACGUUGUGGUCCCGCCAAUCCGCCAUUAUCCUCAGUCCUUGCAAAACUAAAAUGGCUUCUAAGCUUGUGGCUAUUUUUAUCAUUAUAUGCACAAAACGAAGUUAUAAAUGCUUUAAAAUAAUGUUGUUAUCAUGUCCUAGUGUUGUGUUCAGGGAGUAUUCUUUCAUAAAUAAAAAUAAACUACUUUUAUUGCGUACUGCCUUCGACUUCUUGAUAUUUUAUUUGUUGUUUAUAGUGUGUAUGGCGACGUUUUAAAAUCUUUGUUGUUUGAUUUUAGGAAAUAAUAAUUCAGAGCGGCUAAUACUCGAUCUACAGAAAGAAGUGGCCACCGUCAAAAGAACGCUAAGUAGAAUGCAAGAUGUACAAGAAGAAAUCUUGGCAUGUGUCAAAAAAAUAAGAAGGGGAACAGAGGCAGAAAAGUUUGAUCUUUCAAACUGCUGCCACACUGUGAGUUUAGUAUUUUUAUUAUUUAUAUUAUUAAAGAGGCACGGGACAAUUGUAUACACACAGAGCUGUCAGAUAUUAUGCAUGGCAUUAUAUUUUGUAACUUACAUCAUAAUUUUCCAUAAAUUUUAUGACAUUUACGUCUUAAAAUAUUGUUUCAGGAAAACAUCACUCAGCUGCUGGGGAAAUACUAUACAUCGAAAGCACGAUUCCCAAUGGAUUUUCCAGAAAAACAGGUUAAUAAUAGCAUGUAUAUUUACAGACUAUUCGGUUAUUUAAAAAUAGUAAUAUAUGUAUCACAACAUAAAAAUAUUUUUAAUACUGGCUGAUAUAUAACAUUUUACCAUUGAUGUUGUUUAUAAUUUCUACCUAUUAUUGCUUACCUUUAGCAAGCUUUGAAGUUAGAGUUUAACAACUCUCCAACAGGCCUCUCUGUCGAAGAGCUUCUACUUCGUUUUAAGAAGUUUGAAAGUUCAAAGAUGUCGUAUUGGAGAAGCGAAGAAAGGAGAAGAGUAAGUAAUAUAUACUGUAAGAAAGACCUUUAUUAUUUGGCAUUUGCACUUAAUAUUGAAGCUGAUUGCAUGCAUUUAAACCAGAAUGAGACAUCAACUUCAAUGGCAGACUGA
Molecule: messenger RNA, 1594 nt
Organism: Paramuricea clavata
Lineage: Eukaryota; Metazoa; Cnidaria; Anthozoa; Malacalcyonacea; Plexauridae
Source: the annotation of a GenBank genome assembly